Neltuma alba is the source of this 1208-nucleotide messenger RNA. RefSeq names its product peptidyl-prolyl cis-trans isomerase CYP95. The record is from RefSeq and is a predicted model, not a curated record. Gene Ontology annotation, biological process: protein peptidyl-prolyl isomerization; protein folding. Bases 178 to 792 code for a protein of 204 amino acids. Lineage: Eukaryota; Viridiplantae; Streptophyta; Magnoliopsida; Fabales; Fabaceae. Gene Ontology annotation, cellular component: cytoplasm. The transcript has 10 exons. Gene Ontology annotation, molecular function: peptidyl-prolyl cis-trans isomerase activity; cyclosporin A binding.
CGCAACUAUAGUUCUCUCCCUCUCGUCUCCCCUGUCAGCUCUCACAUUGACAUCGUGACUCCGGCAGCGGCAGUCGCUGGCCACUUCUGUCUGGUACUCGCAGCCUCUCCCUGCUCGCUCUUUUAUCCCGUGAACACUCCGCCAUUGACAUAGUACGUAGCUGUCGCUCUCAGGACAAUGGAAUACAAGACGCAAUUCCCUGUUUUUUUGGAUGUCCGUUUCGUUAUGGCUCCUUAUGAAAGGAUGGUUUUUGAGCUAUUCUAUGACGUUGCCCCCUUUACAGCGGAAAAUUUCCGUGCGUUAUGUUCUGGAGAAAAAGGAGUGAGUGCUAAAACUGGAAGGCCUCUGGGGUACAAACGUAGUUUCUUUCAUCCUUAUAGGGAAGGUGACUCCUACAUAAAGGGAGGUCUAGUUUGCUACAAAACGGGGGAAUGUGGAGAAAGCAUAUAUACUCCACGUUUCCCGGCUGACUUUAAUAAUCUCAAACACGAUAAGGAAGGGCUUUUGUCUAUGUCUAGAAGAGACCAAGAAGCUUCUAAUUCUUGUUUCGUGAUCACACUGGAAGCUGAUCCUAGUCUUGAUAGUUCUCACGUGGUCUUUGGGAAGCUUGUGGGAGGACUAGAUACACUGAGAGCAAUUAGAGAUCAUGAUUUCUCUACACCGGUUAAAAUCAUUGAUUGUGGUGUUUUAUAUAAUGCCAAAAAUAUUCCUCGUGAUGUGAUUAUGAGGCCUUGUUGUUCUGAGACUGUGUCUUCUGAUACAGUGUCUUCUGAGGGAGAGCAGCAGGAUUAAGAUAGUGCAAGUGAAGAAGGGCCAUCUUCCUCCAACCCAGGUUCACAACCUGUCUUCCCCUAGGAAAUGGUCACAGUCCAUCUCACCAAAACUAGACGUUUAAAAAGUUGAAACAUUGCCAAGUUCACACUAUAAAGAUAUUACUCGUGACAAAUUCUCUUUUAUUUAUAUAUAUAUUUAUUUAUAUAUAGGAUUUAGGAUACCCGAAUUUUCUUGCUUGCCUUAUUAAUACAUUCCCACUAUUUGUAGAUGGAUUAUAUUGAUGCUGAGUUGAUGCUUAGGACAAUUGAUUAUAUUGAAGUUAACUCUUUUUGUGCAUCACAUAGGGAGUCAAAUGAAUUAUAAAAUAUUCCCUCCUGUCCGAAAUGUAUAGGGGCUUUUGGUAUUAAAUAUAAAGGUCAAGGCAUCUUGAAAUA